This is a messenger RNA of Drosophila subobscura, 332 nucleotides long. RefSeq names its product actin-like. The transcript has a single exon. Lineage: Eukaryota; Metazoa; Arthropoda; Insecta; Diptera; Drosophilidae. The record is from RefSeq and is a predicted model, not a curated record.
AUGCUCUGUCUCAUGCCAUCGUGCGACGAGGACGUUCGACGAGAAUUGCUCGGCAACAUCAUGCUGUCGGUGGGCACUACUUAACUUCCUUGCUUUGCCGAGCGCAAACAGCGGGAGAUCGCCGGACUGGCGCCCUCCAAUAUGAGAGUCAGAAUUAUGGCACCACCCGAUCGCCAGUUUGCUUCCUGGAUGGGUGGAUCGGUACUCAACUCACUGCCUUCGUUUAAACUGAUGUGUAUCUCGAAGGAAGAGUAUGAGGAGGUUGGUCCAUCUAUGGUGCACCGCAAGUGAUUCUAAGCGGCAGAUCCGUGCGUCUGCAUCCAUUUUAAACU